Ornithodoros turicata is the source of this 2847-nucleotide messenger RNA. RefSeq lists its product as uncharacterized. Bases 57 to 2768 code for a protein of 903 amino acids. The transcript is spliced from 3 exons. The record is from RefSeq and is a predicted model, not a curated record. Lineage: Eukaryota; Metazoa; Arthropoda; Arachnida; Ixodida; Argasidae.
UGUCAGUCUGAGUGCAGUGAACAACAUCGACGACCGGUUUGUUUGUUGAAUGAAGGAUGUUCAGCUGCAGGCAGUGUGGAACAUCAUUUUCUUCGCGGGCGAGUUACGUUACUCACCAGAAAGUCCACAUCAACAUUAACAACUACCGGUUCCCAUGCUUCGAACUAGGAUGCCAGGUUACGUUUUCGACAUACUCUGCGUUUUCCCAUCACUGCAAAAGAAGCCACACUGGCGAUAAACGUUGCGAGAAUGAUGAUAGCGUCUUUCCAUGCCGUGCUCCCUUCUGUGGUAUUCCCUGUAGCAGGCAAAAUGUCUCGUCGCAUCUGCGUGAACAUGUAUCAAAUGGACAAGAUGUUGUAUGCCCCUACCCAGAAUGCAAGGACAAACCCACCAUGAGAUCAAGGAAUGCAGUGUCAGUUCACAUGACCAGGUACCACGGCAAGAUUCGAUCUUUAAAUUCCAAACAGCAUGCCAUUGCCGAUGAUGAGGCUUCUACAUCUGUAUGCACUGAUGAUAGUGAGGAUGUUGAAUGUCAUUUAAAUCUAAGCACCUGUGAAGAUGUGCUUAUGGGCCGCAUGGAUGAUAGUGAAGGUUGUUCAAGUCGUAGCACAAGUGAAGGAAUGGUCACGGAGAUCAAAGAAGCUGAUUUGAUUGCGCGGCUGAUUUUGCAGGCAACCACAAAGCUACAUGUUCCGUCUACCACGAUGACCAAGGUACUAAGUGAUGUUGCAUCUAUUGUCGAGAUAAAAAUGGACGAGAUAAAGAGAAAAGUAAGCGAUCGGUUUGAAAAUAGCACCAGCAGUGAUUUACAUGGCGUAAAAGAAGCAGUUCUUUCGGAUUUGGAGCAAAGUCUGCCGUUUGCAUCGUGCAGAGAAAGUGGCGAGCUGUCAUCACAGCAUCUCCAAGCGAAAUAUUUUAAGGAGCAUUUCCAGUUCUUUGAACCAGUGGAAAUUUCUCUGAAGAGUGUGUGUCGUACUGAACAGGGAGUUAUUCAUUAUAUGCCAUUGACUCUGACAUUGCCCCGCCUGCUUCGUGAUGCCUCUGUGAUUGCACAGCUGAAGGACUUUAACGUCAGUAAUGAAGCCAGCGAAAGUUUUGCAGAUUUCACAGAUGGCAGUCUUUUCAAGGCCUCUGGUGCAUGCAGUUCCAAAAGCGAUCUACACCUAAUGUUCUACCAAGAUGCAUUUGAAGUCGUAAACCCCAUCGGAUCUGCAAAACAAAAACACAAAGUUUUGGGCGUCUACUUCACGCUUGGAAAUCUGAAGCAGCAUAACCGAUCAAAAGUGGACCAGCUCCAGCUUGCCCUCUUCUGUACUGAGAAAAAUCUGAAGAAAUUUGGCCAAGAGAAGGUGUUUGGACGACUGGUCACAGACCUAAAACAGCUUGUGGCUUCUGGUCUGACAAUUGGCAGCAUGCAUUACACGUUCAGUCUUUCCUCCAUUCUUGGAGACAAUCUCGGGUCCCAUCAGAUCGGCGGAUUUUUAGAAUCGUUCAGCUGUGAGUACUUCUGCAGAUUUUGUUUAGUAACCAGAGAGGAGUUCCACAGCUGUCCGACCACAUGUGGUGAAAGCCGUACAGAAGAAAACUACACUGAGUGUGUCAGUCACUUGGCAAACGAGGGGUCAACAAACCACAAAGGCAUCAAGUUGAAUUCUAUUUUCAACACGAUACCAGGAUACCACGUUUGCCGUGGUCUCCCACCGUGCCUUGGCCAUGACGUCUUUGAAGGAGUUGUCAGCUACGACACCUCUCUUUUCCUGAGGUACUUCCAAAGCAAAGGAUGGUUUUCGGUGCGACUGCUGAAUUCUCGACUGGAGAAACUGCGCUUACUAGGACACGAUGGAGCUGACAAGCCUCCAGCGCUUAAAGAAGGGCUCAAAACACUUGGAGGUCAUGCUGCGCAAAAUUGGGCUUUGUUGAGGUUCUUGCCUCUUCUUCUGGCAGAUGCCGUUGUCCCCACAGAUGCCGUAUGGAAGCUUUUCUUGCUCCUUCGUGACAUCGUUAAUCUUGUUUCUGCACGCAAGAUUUCACUGACCCAGAUCCUUUACUUGAAGGAGCUGAUUGAGCUCUAUCUUGAGCUUAUUACAGAACUGUUUCCGACUUAUACGCUAAAACCAAAACACCACUUCUUGUUGCACUAUCCAGAAUUAAUCCUUAAAUAUGGCCCCCUAAUCUGGCUUUGGACAAUGAGAUUUGAAUCGAAACACUCAUACUCGAAGAAGGUCGCCAGAGUGUCAAACAACUUUGUCAACUUAACGUUAACAUUGGCCAGGAAGCAUGAGCUGCUACAAUGCUACCUUUCAACAGGGACCAUGUUUCCUCCAGAAGUCAUUGUCACAUCGAAUAGUGCUUCAGAAAAACAAUCAUUCCCCGAGAAGUACGUGCAGUUAUGUAGGGCUACGCUCUGUCAACCCUUUGAGCUGUUCAGAGCAGUGCAAUUUCGUGGUACAAGUUAUAUUGCUGGAUAUUACGUCGCCUGGAGAAGAGAGGAAAGCACUGUGAUAUUUGCAAGACUAGAGGCUGCAGCCCUCUGUGAAGAUACUUCGUUGUUUUUGAUAAUUUCUGAGGCACACUCAAGUUACCUGGAUGAUCUGGGGAUUUAUGCAGUUGAGGGCAUUGCGGACACUACUCCAGUACAGUGCGUCAACAUCACUGAUAUCGUAGAUUACUACCCACUUCCUUUGUACAGCUGUCUUAACCGCAAAGUUCUCGUACUGAAGCACAGCAUCUUUGAUGACUACUCGACUACUGCUCUCAUGCUACAAUGAAAUCUACGGCAUGAGCGAGCUCCCACAUAAUAUCAUAAGCAGACUGAAGGAGGUCCUGCCAGGACUUUCUGAGGAGAAG